Molecule: messenger RNA, 2151 nt
Organism: Malassezia vespertilionis
Lineage: Eukaryota; Fungi; Basidiomycota; Malasseziomycetes; Malasseziales; Malasseziaceae
Exons: 1
Coding region: 1-2151 (716 amino acids)
Biological process (GO): maturation of 5S rRNA; mRNA cis splicing, via spliceosome
Cellular component (GO): U4/U6 x U5 tri-snRNP complex
Source: RefSeq, a predicted model, not a curated record
AUGGCCUCGUUCCAGAAGGAGUCGCUCUCGUUGGCGGAGACGAACCGCGUGCGCAUUUCACUGGGACUGGCACCACUGGACGAUGAGCCAGCAGUACCGUCCGAUGUGAAAUCGCAGGCGGAGCAGGACGCGGAGUCGGAGCGAAAUUACGCGGCGCGUCGCAAGUCGGAGCAGAUUGCCCAAGACGAGGCAGCGACGCGAGAGCGUAUCACCAAGGCCAAAAACCGACGCGAACUUGUGCGCAAACUUCGCGGACCGACGCUGGGCGAGGAAUCGCCGGAGGAAGGGACGAGGCAGUGGGUCAAGGCCGCAAAUUCCCGUGCGAAAGAGCAUGCGGCGCGGCGCCAGCGCGAGAUGGAAGAGGCAGAAGCGCCGGCAGAGCAGUACAGUGCGUCAGACUUGGAUGGCUUGCGUGUUGCGCACGAUCUUGCGGAUCUUGGCGACGGCAACCAGGAGCAUAUUCUGACGCUGCGCGAUGGCAAUGUCCUGGACGAGGGCGAAGACGAGCUGGUGGAUGCGACCAUUGCCGAGCGUGCACGCGCGAGCCGGAAUAACGAGCGCAAGGGGGGCGUGCAAGCGUAUACCGGGCUAGACGACGAAUCGUUUGAUACGCACCAAUCUGCAUCCGUGCUCGGCAAGUACGACGACGUGGAAUCGCUGGACGCUCGCGAAAAAGUGGAGACGAGGGGAGGCUUCCGUAUCGGGGAUGCAGCGACCGUUGCGGAUAUGGAUGCACGCACUGAGGCGCACGUAUCUGCGCGGCGCGCCGAGGAGCAUCGCGAGCAGCAGCGCGUCAGCCUUGACUAUGUAAAAAACGUGCCCGUGUCGGAUUAUGCGCCAAACAUCCACUUCAAGAAAGGGAAGAAGAAGCGGCACGCGUCACGCGUACAGCUCGACGUGGAAAACGCCACGCCCGAAGAGCCGAUGCCUGCGGACGUCACGCCGCAGCCUGCGUUAAGAGAGAAUGUAGUAGAUGACGACGAGCUUGCGGCGAGUCUUGCGCGGGCGAGAAGACAGCGUGCCAAGCGCACAAUCGCUGCCGUCACGCCCGAAAUGCUUGCCAAGAACCUCGCGGCGAAGCGCGAGGCAGAGGCACAUGCACAGCCCGACACAGACGAGGGCAUAACGUUUGACGAGACGUCGGAGUUUGUGCGCCAGCUGGCGCAGCGCCCCAUGGAGCCGGCGCGCGCGGUGCAAGAAAAAGCCGAAGACGAGCCGCUUGCAGAGGUACAUGCGCCGUUGCUUGCAGAGGUACAUGCACCGCUGGCCACACACGCCGAGCCGCAAGACCUCAGCGAGAUCGACUUUGCUGCGACGCAGGACGAGCCGGACGAGUCGCUUGCGUCCGAGGGCGUCGCUGCUGCACUGCGCCUACUCAAGAGCCAGGGCAUUCUGGAACAGGCCGAUCCGAUGCAGCACGAGCGCGAGAGUCGGCAGCUGCAGUACGACGCUUGGGUGCGCGACCAAAAGCGGCGCGAUGAAGAAGCGCGCCACACCCCCAACCACAAGUCGUCUACGCGCGAGUACGAUGCGCGCAAUCGCGACAAGCGCGAAGCCGAAGAGGCCAUGGCGCGGUUCAAAGAUUAUACCCCCGAUGUCACCAUUGCGUACCACGACGAAUUUGGGCGUACGCUCACGCCAAAAGAGGCAUGGAAGCGCAUGUCGCACGUAUUUCACGGAAACAAGCCAGGGUACAAGGCACAGGAGAAGCAGCUGCGCCGCAUUGAGAACGAGCGCCGCAGGGAGCAGAUGCUGGCGGGCGAUACAAGCGCCUUGACGCGCGCAUUCCAGGAGCGCUCCGAGCGUACCGGACAGGCCCACAUGGUGCUGAGUGUGGGCAACAAAGACAAUGCGCCGCGCGAGAUUGACUUGCUUGGGCACGCGCGCGAGACAAGCGUCGUUAAAGCAGUGCCGAAAGCCGAAAGCAAGCGUAAAGAAAAGCGCCCACAGCGCGAGGCGUCCGAGCCACCCGAAGCGCCGCCGGCCAGCGCUCCUUUUGAAGCGCCGCCGCCAAAGCCUGUUAUGAAGCCUGCCUUUGGACGUAUACAGAUGGUGCCGGUGUCAAGCGACGCUCCCGAAGCGCCCGCGCCACGCGAAAAGAUUCGCAUUUCGCUGGGCAAGCGCAAGGCGCAGGAGGGGAAUGGCGUAUAG